UAAAAAGGUGUCGGGGAUGCGGAUUGACAUGCAGAAGCUUCUCGUUGCGUGGUGAGCAGCAAUUUCCUCUCGUUCCGACGCCUACGUGAGUUAACGCAAAAUCUUCAGUAUGAGUAUUCUGUCGAACAAGAUCGCCCUCGUCACCGGCGCCUGCUCCGGGAUCGGCAAGGCGAUCGUGGAGGAAUUGGUGUCGAAGGGACUCAAAGUCGUCGGCCUCUCCAACGAUAUAAACAAAUUGAAGAUUCUCGUGGACGAGCUGAAGGGCAAACCCGGCAAGCUCUAUCCCCUUCAAUGCGACUUGAGCCUUCCGAACGAGAUCGAGGGCGCGUCGGAGUGGAUCGAGAAGAAUCUGGGUGGUGUGGACAUCCUGAUAAACAACGCUAGCCUCAGCUUGGAUUGGUCCAGCAUCAACGGCGGCAUACAGGAGCUUAAGAAGACUAUUGACGUCAACGUGCUCGGCUUGUCGCUCAUCACCAAGAAGAUUCUGCAGUUGAUGAAGAACAAGGGAAUCGAUAACGGCUGGAUCGUCAAUGUCAAUGACGUGUGCGGUCUGAAAUGGUUGCCGCUUGCCUCCGACCGGCCUAUUUCCCCGGCAUACGCUUGCAGCAAGUCCGCGCUGACCGCACUGACCGAAAGUCUUCGUCUGGAAUUGGCCCAGAACGAGUCCAAUAUCAAAGUGAUCAACAUCUGUCCGGGCUUGGUGGAGACCGAGGUCACUCAACAGUGGCUGAAGGAAAAUUCACGAUUGGCUCUGAAACCGAAAGACGUGGCGGACGCUAUUCUCUACACGUUGCAGACCCCGGAGAAUGUGCUUAUUAAGGAUCUCAUUAUUACGCCCAUUCGGGAAAUUAUUUAAGCUAGCACCGGACGAAAUGUUGGCGACGAUAAACAUUAUAAUAUUUACAGCACGUAUUGUGUGGCAAAUCAAAUAAAGCAAUUUUGUUAGCAAUUUUUAAAUAUGGCGUGUAUAAAUUUGUUACAUUAAUCCUUUUCUUAAAACAGACUGACCUUAUGUACAUGUUUAUAUCAUUUUAUAUAUUUUUAUUAGCAGUGUCAUGUACAUAAGAUUCUAAUGAAUAACAUAAUUGCCUUUA
Molecule: messenger RNA, 1094 nt
Organism: Wasmannia auropunctata (little fire ant)
Lineage: Eukaryota; Metazoa; Arthropoda; Insecta; Hymenoptera; Formicidae
Product: dehydrogenase/reductase SDR family member 11-like
Exons: 4
Coding region: 110-856 (248 amino acids)
Source: RefSeq, a predicted model, not a curated record